AUGACAUCCCAACCUGAAUCACUCCCACCAUUGGCCAUCCGGGAAACCAUAGACAAAACGAUUGGAUUUGUAAUCAAAAAUGGUCCAUCAUUUGUAGAAAGACUUAAAUCAAAUGCUGCAGAAAAGUUUUCCUUUUUGAAUGAAUCAGAUCCUUACCAUGAAUACUUUCAAGAUAGAUUACAAAAUAUUGGAAGUAAAUCAUCCGAAGAAGAAGGACAAGACGAAUUAAAACAAUCUAAUGAAUCUCCAAUAGAAAUUACUGCCCCCAAUGAAUUCAAAUUCCUUGUGGAAACUACUCCAAUCUCAGGAUUAGAUCUUGAUAUUCUUAAACUAUCAGCACUCUUUGUGGCCAAGAAUGGGCCCUCAUAUCAACAACAUCUUAUUACUCGUCAAAGGAAACUUCAACAAGAAGCACAGUUUGAGUUUCUUAAACCAACCCAUUCUUUAUAUCCCUUAUAUCAAGAGUAUGUCAAACAAUAUCAAACGGUGAUAACGAUGGGGGAUGGCGUCAAGAGUCUGAUUCUUGACCCAACCAAGAUCUUGGAAGUUUCCUUUGGUAGAGCCAUGUAUGCAAAGGCACACAAGAAAAAGGUACAAGAUGAAAAGAAAUUACAACAAGCGGCCCAUAUUGCAUAUGCUUCUAUCGAUUGGCAGGACUUCUCGAUGGUUGGAAGAAUCCAAUUUGAUGCAAUUGAUGAGGUGAGAGAAUUGGCAGUUCCUUUGAAUCGGAAGGACUUGGUGUAUCGAUCAUUAGAGGGGAGAAAGCAAGAUGUGGAAUUAGAGGUGGCACCAGUACCAGAGAAAGAGAACAUAGAGAAUGAAACUACAACAACAACAACUACUACUACUACUCCAACUCCUACUGCUGCACCACCUAAAGGAAUGAAGAUUAAGGCAGCCGGAGAAUCAAGAUUGAAAAAAAAUAGAGUUACAACAUCAACAAACACAACCAUAGAGUCAAUGAUAACAUGUCCAUUAACAGGAGAAAAAAUCCCAGAACUGAAAUUUGAUUCUCAUAUUAAGAUACUUUUACGUGAUCCAAGAUAUAAGGAACAACAAGAGAAUUACAUUAGGAAAAACUUCACCUAUGGAUCGAAUUUAUCCACUGAUGAAGUAUACGAAAAUAUCAAACGGAUGACCAAUAAACGGAAAGGUAUCGAUACAUUGGAACCUCCAAAGAAAACUUCUAAAAUAGUUGGACCAAGUCCAGAUAAUUAA
[Candida] anglica is the source of this 1218-nucleotide messenger RNA. NCBI's taxonomy places the organism in Eukaryota, Fungi, Ascomycota, Pichiomycetes, Serinales, Debaryomycetaceae. The record is from the annotation of a GenBank genome assembly.